Messenger RNA from Eutrema salsugineum, 1245 nucleotides. RefSeq lists its product as uncharacterized. The coding region runs from base 1 to 1245 and encodes 414 amino acids. NCBI's taxonomy places the organism in Eukaryota, Viridiplantae, Streptophyta, Magnoliopsida, Brassicales, Brassicaceae. The transcript has 9 exons. The record is from RefSeq and is a predicted model, not a curated record.
AUGUCGACCUUCACAUCCCUCACUGCCCUAAAGCCAUUCAAAACUCAAUGGAGGAUUCGUGUCAAGAUACUGAAGUUGUGGAAACAGUAUUUGAAUGUGAUCGAGACGAUGGAGAUGGUCGUUGUCGAUGAACUGAAUCAAACUAUGCAUGUUAGUAUGAAGAAGCAGUUCAUUAAAAAAUUUGAAAAUCUUCUAGAGGAAAGAACUACUAAGAUCAUCACUAAUUUUCAAGUCACUUACAAUGGUGGUAAGUUCAGGACUACUUUUCAUGUUUACAAGAUCCAGUUUGCUGCCAUGACGUCUGUCAGACCUUCUGAAGAUCUGGAUGCCACAAUUCUUGGGUUGAAGUUAGUGAACUUCGCUGAUAUUCACGAGGGCAAGUUGAAUCCUGAUUUUCUAAUAGAUAUUGUUGGACAAAUUGUUAGUAUUGGUGAGGUUGAGAUUCUCAAUGUUAACAAAAAACAGACCAAACGUCUAACAAUGACACUUCGUGACACCAGCUUACCAAAAGAUGAUGUGCCUUUGUCAUACACACACCCUAACCAAUUGACCAUUGUCAAUUCUGUUUCUGUAAGAGAUGAUUUCUUCUUACAUACCCCUCGCCGGACAAUAAGUGAAAUACUUGGUGCAUCUGAGGUUGAAAAAUGUGUGACUAUGGCUACCAUCAUGUCUAUUGACACUGAGUUUGGAUGGUUUAUGCUGACUUUCCGUGUUAUGGACAACACUGGCGAAACAAAGUUCUUAAUCUUUGAUAAGCUUGCCAUGGAAGUUGUAAAUCAAACAGCUGCACAAUUGACUGAAUCUGUGGAAGAGAUCCAAGAUCCAGAUGUACUCCCUCUUCCAAUUAGUAACAUUUGUGGGAAAACUUAUCUGUUCAAGCUAUCUAUUGAGAGUUCAAACAUCGUUUUCAACAGUGAUGUUUACAAAGUUACAAAAAUUGUUACCCAAAGUGACAUGGUCAAAGAAUUCUCAGAAAUAUCUGGAUUUUUGACUACCCCUGAUGUCAAGUCUGAUGAAAUGGGGUUUAUAACUCCCGAUGAACAGGUUCCUAAGAUGUUACUUGACAGCGGCGACGAUGAUAAUUCACCACAGUCAAAAAGGAAAAGCGAUGAGAUGAUUGACUUUGAUGAUCAUAAUGGAGAGCAGUCUACUUCUAAGAAAGCUUCUAAUGGGGACAUGAAGGCUUUGGCGAGUGAACAAAAGAUUUCUCUGAAGCCUGUUAAGAAAGAGAAAGUUGAUGACUGA